GUCCGGGGCUGGAGUUGCCGCUCGGGAUGCGGCUGCGCUGAGAGCCUGCGCCCGCGGACCCCAGAGCCGCGUUCCGGACUGUGUUUCCUGCUGCGGGACGUGGACUGGCAGCCGGCAGGAUGACCAACCCGGCGGCCACGCAGAACAAGGAAAUAGACUGCCUGAGUCCAGAAGCUCAGAAGCUGGCGGAGGCCAGGCUGGCGGCGAAGCGAGCGGCCCGUGCGGAGGCCCGGGAGAUCAGGAUGAAGGAGCUGGAGCGGCAGCAGAAGGAGAUCUAUCAGGUUCAAAAGAAAUAUUACGGGCUGUCUACGAAAUGGGGUGACAUCGAGCAGUGGAUGGAAGACAGCGAGCGCUACUCACGCAGACCCAGGAGAAACACGUCGGCCUCUGAUGAAGAUGAGAGAAUGUCCGUGGGUAGCCGCGGAAGCCUGAGGACAAAUGGUUAUGAUGGAGAGCUAUAUGGAUCGCAGCCCCUGAACAGAAGAUCUGGCAGGACUUCCAGCUACAGCGGUGACGGCAGAAUCUCCACUGUGUCAUCAUCCAGAGAGGAGAAGUUGCCCUCGGAGCCCUGCGGCCACCUCAGCUCCAGCUCCCGGGCCUCCUCCAGAGCCAGCUCGGCACGGGCCAGCCCAGUGGUGGAAGAGAGACCAGAGAAAGACUUCACAGAGAAGGGGUCUCGUAACCUGCCCGGCCUGUCUGCAGCCACGCUGGCCUCACUGGGUGGCACCUCCUCUCGGAGGGGAAGCGGGGACACCUCCAUCUCCAUCGACACCGAAGCAUCCAUUAGGGAAAUCAAGGACUCGCUCGCAGAGGUGGAGGAGAAAUACAAAAAGGCCAUGGUCUCCAACGCGCAGCUGGACAACGAGAAGAUGAACUACAUGUACCAGGUGGACACCCUGAAGGACACGCUGCUGGACCUCGAGGAACAGCUGGCCGAGUCCAGGCGCCUGUACGAGGAGAAAAGCAAGGAGUUCGAGCGGGAGAAGCACGCCCACGGCCUGCUGCGGUUCCAGUUCUCAGAGGUGAAGGCGGCGCUGCAGCAGAGGGAGGAGCUGCUCCAGGAAAUCCGCCAGCUGCAGCAGAAGCAGGCGAGUUCUGUCAGGGAGAUUUCUGAUCUGCAGGAAACGAUAGAGUGGAAAGACAAAAAGAUAGGGGCCUUAGAGAGGCAGAAAGAGUUCUUUGAUUCCAUCAGGAGUGAACGGGAUGAUCUUAGAGAAGAAGUAGUCGUGCUGAAAGAGGAACUAAAGAAACAUGGAAUAAUCCUACAUUCAGAGGCAACUACCAACGGAGAGGCUCCAGACACUCUAAAUAACGUUGCAUACCAGGGUCCUACCAAGACGACAAAAGAAGAGUUGAAUGCCCUCAAGGUGACUGGGGACGGGACCCUAGGAGAAGCCACGGCAGUGGAGGUGGAAGAUGAAAUUGUGGAGAAUGUGGGGAAAAGAGAAAUCGGGCAGAAUACUGAGCAGGAACAGCAGAAAGAGGACCCCCUGCCUGGCGACAGUGCCGAGGACCCAAGAGCCUCUGAAGACAGUGCCCCCUCCCUAGGAACAUUAGCUCCAAAUGAGGACGGGGGUCAAAGCCACAUGCUAGAGAGCGCACCCUCCCUUGAACACACAGAGCAGGUGGGGGCCGGUGAGGCCACAGGCGCCCCAGGUGCUAGGACUGGGGCUGCCCUCGAACAGUCUAAAUGUUUGAGUGACCUAGACGGUGACAUCCCGGGUCCUGUGACUGGGCAGGGCAGCCCGAAUGCCUUGGAUAUUCAAAACCAAAGUGAAGAAGCUGCAGAGAAACAGGAACAAGAAGAGCAAGAUGGCCAACCCCGUUCGGGAGAAGUUAGCGCAGAUCCACGGCAGGAAUCUGCCCCUUUGCAGCCGUCUGAGCCUGACCGGGUGAGCGGCACCCAGGGCGCAGGGGGGGCAGGGCCAGCUGGACAGGGGCAGCUGGAGGGCAUGGAGGCCUCCAGUCCUCCAAGGUAUGGCGAUGACACAGUGAGUCAUGAUGACAGGUACGCAGGAGACGUCCCCAAAGGGCCGGACCCAAGCGCGGGGCAUGGCUUGGAGGAAGAGCUGGCCAGCCAGGCAGUCUCCGAGCCCAGGGCACUGCCAGCGCAGGGCACAGGAGCAGGGGGGCAGAGCACUGAAGAGGAAGUUGAGGGGCAGGGAUUUGGGAAGGAGACAGCAGCCCAGGCAGACGUCCCCGCCAGUCCCUCUUCUCCAGCACCCAGGGCUCAGGAAGCAACAGGGCCAGAUACGGUCGAUGCCAGGAGUGAACCCCUAGAUGGGAAAGAACCCAGUGAAGACAGGAACGACCGACAGGAAGAGGGACUGGACGCAUCACAGAAGAAGACAAAAAAUAAGAAAAAGAAAAACAGGAAGAAAAGGUCACCUGUAGAACCCCGGAAAGAGGUGCAGAAAGAGCUAACAUUUCCGACCCCAGAUCUGAGCGAAGUUACGCAGGUAACCUCUGCUGAUGAAAAGUCAGGUGCAGAAACACAAAACGAGGUCGGAAAUCCCAAACCGAACAUUGUGGCGGGAGGCAGUGGACACCCGGGCUCUUCAGAGGACCCCGGGAUGGAGUCGGAUGGAAAACUUGACCGGGAGGGCGGUGACGUCAGCGCGGAGGCGGGGCGGGGGGCGGCCGCUGGGGAGCCGGUGCUCUUGGAAGGUGAGGCAGCUGGGGCUUCAGGCUGCAGAGCUGGGGUGGAGGGGAUAGAGCGAGGAGUUCUGACGGGGGCUGCCCCCAGCGCCCUGCCCGGGAAGGAAGACGUGCCUUGCGGUGCCCUGCUCGGAGACAAAAGGCCCCGUGAGGACGGUCCUGCUGCCCCUCAAGCAGAAGGCACGGAGGGCUGUGUGAUGUCCCAGCAUCCGAGCCAGGGCGCCAGGAAGGUUUUAGAUAGCAUUAGUCUAGAAGACGAUGACACGCCACCUGCAGGAGAGUCGGGGGACUUGCAUUCAGAGAGCAAAGCAGAGGCGGAGGUCAGAAAUGAGAAGGACAGAAGCAAAGAGGACUGCACCUUGUCCUAGGCGGGGGCCUGCGUGUCAGGCGGGGUCCGAGGGGCCCAGGACGGCAGUGAGGCCAAGCGACAGACUCCUGUCCGUUCCCUCCGCUGGUGAGACCCGUGACACACACGUACGACAAUCAAUUACCACAUGAUCUACUACUCUGAGUGAUAGACUGUUACUUGUAGAUUUACAUCUUUCUCCCCCAGGUUAGAGAGAGAGACACACUGAUGGUCAGUCUAAGAUCUAACUGAGAGCAUUCCGGGAGUAUCGAACAAUAGUGUACACUGUUUAUGUUUCUGCUUAUGAUCAAAAUAAACAUGGUUCCCAUCUGCCUUAGGCUGAUAGGGAGUGGAUAUUCUUGACCAAAUCUAUCAGCAUCUCAUUGAAGUGACCAAAUAGCAUCUGAGAUCCCCACAUCGUGAGUAUAAUUGGUAUUUAAAUGAAUGUGUCUCAUUCACAUACGUGUGCUUUCAUAGUUGCUUUUGAUCUGUACGUUAAUUUAAUUUAAAAAGGAGAUCAAUGGCCAAGCAGCCUCUCGUGGCUGAGUGAUGAGAUUUGCACCUUAGGACAAUGACUCAUCAUUUUAGGGAUAACGGCGAUCUCAAAGUCCUGAGAGCACUUCCUUGUCUUUACCUCGUAUAAGGAAUUUUUCUCAGCCAGUGGUCUGGACCUCGUGGUCCAUGACACCUCAGUUGAUUUGGUAGAUUCUGACUUCCUGCCAAUCACGGACCAAAGUCACUUUAUACAAAGGUUUUUUUAAUCAUUUUUUUCUGGAAGCGACGUAGGUUGACAUCACGUUUUCUAGACAAUGUUAGGGUGGGGAGAAUCAUUUCUAAAAUUUAUUUUUUUAGCCUUAAAAUUACUUUUUUCUGUUUGUCUAAUCAUUUUCAAAAGAGCGACAGGAAAGGGGGCCGUCUGUGCGCACUGCCGUGACGGGGUGUGUUCCGGGGCCGAGUCACUUCUGGGUUUUGGUGUGAAAAUGCCUGUCUGCUGUGUCUCCGUCUAGCCUUCUGGGGAGUUCUUGUUUUGAUCUUCCUGAACAAAAUAUAUAUUUCCUAUCUAAAGAAGCAUUUUUAAAAAAUAAUUGUGAAGUUCAAUUUAAAAAUAAUUGUACCAUGUUCAAAUCACAAGGGCAUGAACAUUAUGAAUGCUGUUAACCCGACUCUACGGACUCAUAUUACUGUUACAAGAUCUCGUUGAGUGCUAACGAGACCACAACCUCCGUAACAUCUGAGGCAAACGUGUCAUCAUGUAAUUGAAAUAAAGACAUUUCUCUAGUUUCACAAGCCUGUGGUUCCACUCUGUGGGCUCCUUGGAUUGUCACCCUGGCAGCGAGUGUUCGGGCGUCCGUCCACUUCCGCGUGGUGGCUCCCUGUCCGGGUCCGGUGAGGGACUCCCGCUGAGCACCCUUGGUCAGUGGGACUCACCUUCUCUCCCGGCACCUGGGCCGGGCUGGUGUUGCCCGGUCUGGGGAGGACCAAGGACAUCUGCCCCUGCGGCCUCUGCUGUGAGCCGUGGUCUGAGGGGGAGUCCAGUGCAGAAAGAUCUCCAUUCCACGUGCCGGGACUUAGAGCUUGGAAGAGUGUGGUGGAAACAGCAGGUAAACAUUGACCGACUGCGUAAGUGUCCUGAGUGGAGGGUGAGGGGGCGGUCAGCCCCUGCCUACUCGUGCCCUGUGGGUAGAAAACCCUGAGGCUUGCUGCACAGUUUGAAGGG
Molossus molossus (Pallas's mastiff bat) is the source of this 4721-nucleotide messenger RNA. RefSeq names its product LRR binding FLII interacting protein 1 (gene LRRFIP1). NCBI's taxonomy places the organism in Eukaryota, Metazoa, Chordata, Mammalia, Chiroptera, Molossidae. Gene Ontology annotation, biological process: regulation of transcription by RNA polymerase II. Gene Ontology annotation, molecular function: DNA-binding transcription factor activity, RNA polymerase II-specific; RNA polymerase II cis-regulatory region sequence-specific DNA binding. The record is from RefSeq and is a predicted model, not a curated record. The transcript has 17 exons. Bases 120 to 3026 code for a protein of 968 amino acids.